AUGUCGUGGGAUUUUUUUGUACCCUUGUGCGUGGGCGACUUGGUCAAGAGCGGAGGGGUAAACCAGUACGUCGUGCAAGAUGUGGUUUCCCCUAAGCAGCUACCUUCCCAUCUAAACAGAUUCAAGACUGCGUUUAGAAGUCAAGGGCCUUUGUGCAUCUUGGAACACUUCGACACGGCUUACAGUGUAUUACAGCAUGCCAACACGGUGGAUCCCAUUUUGAAGGAGGACACUCUGGAUUUGCUGGUGCAAGUUGUUGGCAGCCUGUCAACAUCCCUGCCCUCGUUGCUCAUUUCGGCCUCGGUCUCUGCCGCCGAGCGAAAAGAAAAGCUCAAUGCUGUUAAAAUGAGCGUCUACUUGCUCUGUAAAAUCACCGAGAAUCUUGAAAGUGACUCUUACAGGCGGAGCUUCAUUGCGGCCCCUGGCAAGACCGGUAAAAAGGCCAAAACAGGCGAAGGACUCGUACAGUGGGACAACGAAAGGGAGAGAGUUCUUCAGGCGCUUCUGCACCUCCUCCAGUUAGACAUCCGUUCCCUCUGGAAUCUUUCGCUUGUAGAAGAGGAAUUCACCAGCUGUGUGACUUGUUGUUGCUACAAGCUUCUUGAGAAUCCCACCAUCGGCCACGUCAAGAGCAAGCCCACCAAAGAGGGUGUAAUCCAUCUGCUUGGGUUGCUGAUCAAAAAGUACAAUCACCUUCUAGGUGCAAGUGUAAAGGUUAUCCAGCUGCUGCAACAUUUUGAGCAGUUAUCAUCAGUGUUUGCCCAAGCUCUCUCUGUCUGGAGCACUGAAUAUGGAGUCAGAGCCAUCAUAGGGGAAGUAAUAAGAGAGAUUGGUCAGAAGUCAAGUGAGGAGCUUGCCAGAGAAGGUUCGGGAGUCAAAGCCUUUUCCACUUUCCUAUCUGAACUUGGUGCACUUGUACCAGAGUUACUGAUUCCUAACAUCAGUGUGCUUAUCACACACUUGGAAGGAGAGAGCCACACGAUGCGCGUGGCUGUGUGUGAGGUACUUGGGGAAAUACUGGUGCGCGUCCUGUGUGGAGACGGACUGCAAGAGUCGGGAAAAGCGGACCGCGACCGCUUCUUUGACAUCCUUCAGGAGCAUAUACACGACACACACUCUCAUGUCAGAACACGUGUGUUGCAGGUGUACACGCGUAUUGUCAACAGCAAGGCCUUGCCACUUUGUCGGUAUAGUGAGGUGAUGGGUCUCACGGUUGGAAGGCUGAUGGAUAAGUCGAUAAAUGUGGUGAAGAGUGCCAUCCAGCUGCUGGCAGCCUUCAUUGCACACAAUCCUUACAGCUGCAAGCUUAGCAGUGCGGAUCUGAAAAAACCUCUGGAGAAAGAGACGGCUAAGUUGCGGGAGAUGAAAGAGAAGCUGCAGGGUAGUGUACCUGUGGCAGUGAUUAAAGCGUCUGAGUUGUGGGCCGCCAUGGAACCUGAAUUGCACGGCACUGUCAACGUAGAGCUGGAGCACAUGGGUGAGUCUGAGAAGGAACAGGAGGAGGAGGACGACGAAGAGGAUGAGGAGAUGAUGGAUGACAGAGCCACAGCAGUGAUGAUUGCACAGUAUCUUCGGGUCAACAAAUACAGGAAUGCUGUGCGUCUCUGUAUGAAAGCUCACAGUCAGUUCCCUGAAUCAGAGCUGUUCGCUGCCCUGUCCACUCGCACUCCAGAGACACUAAUGGACACACUAGCCCUCAUCUUCAAAGGUUCUGACGAUGAUGCAUCCGAGCGCAGUCAGAGCUUACCCCCCACUCCACAAAAAGAAGGCAGUAAAGAGAUGGAGGAUGCUGAGCUCAAGAAGCAAGAGAUGUUGGUGCAGUACCUGAGAGACACUGAAACCUUCGCUCUCCAAGUGGAGAGGGCAAUAUCUGUCAUUAACUCCAUGCUUUACUGGAAAACAACUACAGUGGUUCAGGAAGCAGUCCAGUUUUGCGUCACUGUGUGUGAGUUCAGCGUUGCCAACUCGCUCAGCGGUGUGAGGAAGAUGUUGCCUCUGGUUUGGUCAACGGACGCUGCCAUCAAAGAUGCUGUCGUCCAGGCUUAUAGACGCCUCUAUCUCAACCCUCAAGGAGAAACCAACAGGAUAAAGGCACAGACACUUGUGGACAGUCUUUCUGAACUGAUGGUGGACGCAUCUCUAGGAACGAUUCAAUGUCUGGAGGAAAUAGUACAGGAGUUUUUUGGCAGUGGCAACAGUCUGGAGUCGACUGUGGUGCAGGUUCUUUGGGGGAGAUUUACAGGGAAAACUGAGACCUCGCCUUUGUACAAGCGAGCUGCCGUGGUCCUUCUGGGGAUGGCUGCACGGGCAGAAAGGAAGGUGGUCCUCAGCAAUUUGGACACUCUUUGUUCAGUGGGUUUGGGAGAGAAAGUGACGGACAACUUUCUUCUGGCCAGAGAUACAGUGAUCACCAUCUGCAGUAUUACUGACCACGUUAGGCAAUCAAAAGGUGCACCUUUUAGACUACCUCAAGAACAUCAGCUCUUCACUCGCCUCACACAAGCAGUUGCUGAAGGUGCUGUGAUGGAAGACCCUCACUGGCAGAGUUUCAUGGAGCAAGCUGUACGUCUCAUCUACUUUCUUGCUGAAUCCCCGGACCAGCUGUGCUCCCGGCUGCUCCAACGCACCGCUCGACUCCUGCUAGAUCAAAUUGUCGAAGGCGUUACGGUUAAUCAGGAUGACUCUCAAACACAAGAGGGCUCUCAGGAAUCUGGCGAACAGGUGAACUGUGUGUGCCUGGCUCAGUUGUUGGCCUUGUGCGGCAGCGUGGCCUUCUGGCAGGUGUCUCACCUGGAGCGCAGCGUGAGCAGUGAGCUGCGGAGGCGGAGAAGAGAGACUGAAGAGAGGGAGGAGAAGGAUAAGGGCCCAUCCAGCAAAAUAACUGCCAAUGAGAGCGCAAUGGAGGAGGAGCUGGGUUUAGUCGGCGCCUCCGCAGAAGACACGGAGGCCGAGCUCAUCAGGAAGAUCUGCGAGACAGAAUUAUUGGCCGAGGAGAACCUGCUGAGCGCAUUCCUUCCUUUACUGGUGAAAGUAUGCAGCGCCCCUGGACGCUAUUCCCACCCUCAGCUUACCGCCGCUGCCUGUCUGGCUCUCUCACAGUACAUGAUGAUUAGUCCAUCUGUUUGUGAGGAGAAUGCACGCCUCAUGUUUACGGUGCUGGAGCGCUCGUCUCUUCCUGUUGUCAGGGCCAAUGCCAUCAUUGCUCUGGGAGACCUCACUGUCCGCUUCCCCAACAUAUUGGCACCCUGGACCCAGAAUUUAUACGCCAGACUCAGUGACGAGGUCCCCUCGGUGAGGCAGACAGCCGUGACAGUGCUGACUCAAUUGGUGCUUAAGGAUGUGCUAAAGGUCAAAGGGCAAGUCAGUGAGGUGGCUGUGCUGCUAAUUGAUCCCGAGCCCCACAUCAUCAACCUGGCCCUGAACUUCUUCAACGAGCUGUCCUCCAAGGACAAUGCAAUUUACAACCUGCUACCGGACAUCAUCAGUCGACUGUCUGACCCGGAGAGAGGCAUGAGUUCAGAGGACUUCAAUACGAUCAUGAAGCAGCUUUUCUCCUACAUCACCAAGGAAAGGCAAAGUGAAUCUCUAGUGGAGAAAUUGUGUCAACGGUUCAGGACUGCAAGGACGGAGCGUCAGUGGUGCGACUUGGCUGUCUCGCUGUCCCUGCUGUCCAUGUGCGAGCGUGGCUUUAAGAGGCUGCAAGAAUGCUGGGAAUGCUACAGCGACAAGCUGACUGAGCCCGGUGUCUACCAGCCUCUUCUUGCCGUAACGGCAAAGCUGCGCCGUGGAGCCAAAAUCCAAUUCAAGAGCCAAGUGGACGAGUUUGAGAAGCGCCUGACUGCAGUCCACACGCGAGGCCUGGAGAACGUGGAGAGUCCCGAGAUGGAUGAAGAAAAUCAAGAAGACGCUGAUAAAACGGUCUCUCGCACACCGAGAGGUCAAGCCAAAUCAAAAAGAGGUCUCGACGACAGUUUUGUCACGCCUCGGAAAACUCGCAAGUCAAAGAAACGCAUCAUCACCUUCAACAGUGAUGAAGAGAUUUCUGAAGAAGAUGCUGUGUUGUCGGAAAGCGAGACCCCGAAAGUCACGACGCCGAUUGCCCGCACUUCUCGACGAGCUCGCCUCAGAAACUAA
Molecule: messenger RNA, 4134 nt
Organism: Nerophis lumbriciformis (worm pipefish)
Lineage: Eukaryota; Metazoa; Chordata; Actinopteri; Syngnathiformes; Syngnathidae
Source: RefSeq, a predicted model, not a curated record